Xiphias gladius (swordfish) is the source of this 3347-nucleotide messenger RNA. RefSeq names its product T-box transcription factor TBX19-like. The transcript has 9 exons. Gene Ontology annotation, molecular function: RNA polymerase II cis-regulatory region sequence-specific DNA binding; DNA-binding transcription factor activity, RNA polymerase II-specific. NCBI's taxonomy places the organism in Eukaryota, Metazoa, Chordata, Actinopteri, Istiophoriformes, Xiphiidae. Gene Ontology annotation, biological process: heart morphogenesis; positive regulation of DNA-templated transcription; cell fate specification. Gene Ontology annotation, cellular component: nucleus. The coding region runs from base 187 to 1497 and encodes 436 amino acids. The record is from RefSeq and is a predicted model, not a curated record.
UUUGUGUUUAUUUAAUACUAAUUUUAUAUUUCUAUUGUAUUUUUCAAUGGAUUUGAAUCAUUCUUUGAUCGUAGUCUUCUUUGACAGUGCCUCUCCUAAUGUCAUUAACCAUAAAUUCAGUGUUUCCUCUGAAUUCACCCACAGAAAUUAAAUCCUCUGCUCCCUCCACCUCCAGAUCAUAAUUAAAUGAAGGUGGAAGGGUUACCGGAGGACCGGGAGCCUGGUUCUGUGUCUUCGGCGGACCGGACCGGCAGCGGAAGUCCCGUCGUCGCCACCGUUCGCAGCGGCGGGACGCCGUGCAGCCCGGGCUCGGCCGAAUGCUGCAUGUCGCGGCUGCUGAGCGCGGUGGAGAGCGAGCUGCAGGCCGGCCGGGAGAAGGGCGACCCGACGGAGAGGGAGCUGAGGGUGACGCUGGAGGACGCCGAGCUGUGGAGAAAGUUUCAGCACAUCACCAACGAGAUGAUCGUCACCAAGAAUGGACGCCGUAUGUUCCCCGUCCUGAAGGUCAGCGUUUCGGGUCUGGACCCCAGCUCCAUGUACUCCUUCCUUUUGGACUUCGUGCCUGCCGACGGCUGCCGCUGGAAGUUUGUGAACGGGGAGUGGGUGGCGGCCGGCCGGGCGGAGGGCCGCGGUGAGGGGCGGAGCCACGGCGGCAUCUACAUCCACCCCGACUCGCCAAACUUUGGAGCUCACUGGAUGAAGGCGGCCGUGACCUUCAAUAAGGUCAAACUCACCAACAAGGUCAACGGAGGAGGACAGAUUAUGUUGAACUCUCUCCAUAAAUACGAGCCUCAGCUCCACAUCGUGUGUGUCGGCUCCCGCCAUCGUCUGGUUUCCAACGUUUCCUUCAAAGAAACGCAGUUCAUCGCCGUCACCGCCUACCAGAACGAAGAGAUCACUGCUCUGAAGAUCAAAUACAACCCAUUCGCUAAAGCCUUCCUGGAUGCCAAAGAGAGGAACCCAGGGGGACGGGGUUUACCGGAGUCGUCAGACAGUCGUGUUUCAGGGAUUCAACCCUGCUGGCCGUUGUGCUCAGCAGGAGGAGGCGGGGCUUUCCCUUACGGCAGCAGCCUCCCGCUGACAUCGCAUCAUCACCACGGUUACAAACACCACGGCUACCCGGGGCGACACACACCUUACCCCACUGCCUACCUGCCGCACCGCUCACACUCCUCAGUCUGUCUUUCUGAAGGUGUCCAGGUGUUAUCAGACGGGUGGAGCAGCUCCUCACCUCGUUCGGCCUCCUCCUCCUCUUCCUCCUCCACCUCCUCCACCUCCCUCGCCCUGACGAGCAGCGCUCCUUCAUCGCAGCCUCCUCCUCACAACUCCAGUCAGUAUCCGUGUCUGUGGACGGUUGGAUGCAGUGAGCUAAGCCCCUCCCACUCGCCGUGCACUGCUCUGCACGGACCAAUCGGCGGCGAGACUCUGAUGCAGCCUCCCAGUCAUGGUCGAGUGGGCGGUGCUGGGUGGCCACCUGGCCCCAACCAGUCUUUCUGAGGAGGGAUGUGAUUGGUCGAAUGGGUAACUCAGACUGUGAACUGGUGGCUAUUUUUAACCAUGACUACUGGUGGCUACUAGGUUCUAAUGGCGGCUCCCAGUAACGACCUGUGGCUACUUGUACAUACUGGUAACCACUGGUGGCUAACAUUAGAAGCUGGUGGUGUUGUUGAUGUACUGGUGACUACAGGUGGUUACCUGCUGGCGGCUGGUUCAACACAUGGUCGCACGCGGAAGUUUGCCCCUUGACGUCACCUCUUUGGCAUCGUCUUUAUUAAAUCAAUGAAGCGCUACAUUUCCAUUCACCCGUUGCUACAUGUAACUGCUGGUAAUCCCUAUGACAAUGCAGUAACUACUGGUGGCUACUCUUAAGAACUCAUGGGUACUUGUAGUUAGUGUUUGUAAGUACUGGUCUUUACAAUUAAUACGUCGCUACUAGUAACGGAUGUUGGUGACCACUGGUAGCUCCCUAUGGUUAGUAUUCACUGCUAGUAUCUACUGGUUACCUGUGUGUGUGUGUGUGUGUGCUGGUAAAGUUUAGUGGCUACCAGUGGCUAGUGAAGCUGCACUAUUUAUUGCAUGUACGUGUAUCUUUAUUUUAGAUUUUAAAUCACCGGUUAAUAACAGCAUAAAAUGAGCCUGUAAAAAAAGUUUCUGACUUGAAAACAUCACAGUUUUGACAACGGUCCUGAUGCUGAAUCUUGGACACCAUCUGUACUGAUAUUGUUGGUGUUAUGGCGCCCCCUGGUGCCCUGAGGAACGGCAGCUGCUUGAUUCAUACUCAAACAUGUAUAUAUCUGUACAGUCCAUCAGCUGUGUUUGAAGUAAAGAGAACAAUUUUUGAUCGGUAUUUGAUUGACAGGACUAAAUUAGUAAAUUAAGAAAAAAAACAAAACAAAGAGAGACAUCUUUCCUGUUAUUUCAGCUGCUGCAUGUUGCUGCUCCGUUGCUGUUUCUCUACUUGUGAUUGUUUCUGAAAAUCAGAGAUAAAAUGGUAAACAAAACUUGAAAAAAUGCGUUCAGUUAAAAUCUAGUUUCUUACCUUUGGCUCUAUUGCCUGUGGAAAUACUGAAAUAUUCCUCUGCUCUUGUCUUUGUUGUUGCUUGUUGCUGCAUGAAGUUCACAGCAUGGAUGAGACAGAAAGAGACUGUGAUUCAGCUCUGUGUCAAUAAAGGUUUAAAGGACAGUUUGCUUGUAAUAUUUUAUUUUUCUCAACGAUAAGACGCUUUCACUGGGAUACACGGAGAGAGAGGUAACUGCAAGAACUAAAAACCUAUUUUUUCCUUUAUUUCCAAAAUGCCAAGUACGCUUUAACACCUUUAAUAGAAUGCAUCCCUCCAUCUGGUAUCUUAAUAUAGAAACCAAUAUGUCCGAGAAAGAAAAGACCGGAUGACUCAAAAAGUUAGCAUUAAGAAAAAAGUGAAAUGAAAAUAAAAUCCAGACUUUCUAUGUCAGAACUAUGAUGUGAUGAUGUAUGAUUGCAAAAUAGUAAGUCAAAAGUUUUUAAAGUUAAAAUGAUCAUAUACUUAUUAGUUCCAUAUUAAAUUACUUAUAAAUAUCAUUUUGUAUGUAAAUUGUAAUUUGCAAAUUACUAUGUAUUUGUUCAGUUUAAUAAUUAUGAAAUAACUAAUCUAAUAAUUCUGACAUAGUAAAUGAAAAAUUGGAAUUUCUAUCUUCAAACAUUUGACUUAUCGUGAGUGUUUUGAUUUUUUUUUUCCAUUCCUAACUUAUAUAUUAAAAGGGCAACUCUUUGCUUUUUGUCUUUAAUAACUAAUAAUAUGAAUAUAAUAAAUCUUCCAUAAUUGUCUUACAUUGGACUUGGAUCUGACCACCUUGGUCCACCUUUUUUU